AUGCUAGGAACUAGUGAGGUUGCUACCAAAAACGAUGCCAUUGAACUCUUCAUGCAUGGGUCAGAUGUUGGCCACAAAGCCACGAGUGGAGCAGGAGAAAUAGCAAUGUCUGCUUUUGGUGCUGGCCCGACGGCUAAUACAAACCCUAAUAAAUCCAUUGAGGUGUUACAACCUCCUAGCGACUCGGUUUCAAGUCUCUCUUUCAGUUCGAAAGCCAACUUUUUAGUUGCAACUUCUUGGGACAAUCAGGUACGAUGUUGGGAAAUUUCAAGGAAUGGGGCCAAUGUAGGCAGCGUGCCCAAGGCUUCAAUAUCACAUGACCAACCGGUGUUGUGCUCAACUUGGAAGGAUGAUGGAACAACUGUCUUUUCAGGAGGUUGUGACAAGCAGGUUAAGAUGUGGCCUUUGCUCUCUGGUGGUCAACCAGUAACUGUUGCGAUGCAUGAUGCCCCUAUCAAAGAGAUUGCAUGGAUUCCAGAGAUGAACUGCUUAGCCACAGGAAGUUGGGACAAAACCUUGAAGUACUGGGAUUUAAGGCAGUCAACUCCAGUGCACACUCAGCAACUUGGUGAGCGCUGUUAUGCAAUGACUGUGCGGUAUCCUUUGAUGGUUGUUGGCACCGCAGACAGAAACAUGAUAGUAUAUAACUUGCAUAACCCUCAGACUGAGUUUAAGAAAAUCCCUUCACCCUUGAAGUAUCAGACAAGAUGUGUUGCUGCCUUUCCUGAUCAACAAGGCUUCUUGGUCGGUUCAAUAGAAGGAAGGGUUGGUGUACACCAUCUUGAUGAAGCUCAACAAAGUAAAAAUUUCACUUUCAAAUGCCACAGAGAUAACAAUGAGAUAUACUCAGUCAACUCCUUGAACUUCCACCCAGUGCAUCACACAUUUGCAACUGCUGGAUCCGAUGGUGCUUUUAAUUUUUGGGACAAGGAUAGCAAACAGAGACUCAAGGCCAUGUUACGCUGCCCUCUACCAAUACCCUGCAGUACAUUCAAUAACGAUGGCUCGAUUUUUGCAUACUCGGUGUGUUAUGAUUGGAGCAAGGGUGCUGAAAAUCACAACCCAACAACAGCGAAGACCUAUAUUUAUCUGCAUUUACCACAGGAAACCGAAGUCAAAGGAAAGCCAAGGGUUGGAGGUACUGCUAGAAGCCAAGGUUCGAUCUAUACUUCUGUAUUUGACAAAAAGGUUUACGAUGAAAUUCUUUCUUCAUUUCCUCCUGUGGAGUAA
This is a messenger RNA of Dovyalis caffra, 1230 nucleotides long. The record is from the annotation of a GenBank genome assembly. NCBI's taxonomy places the organism in Eukaryota, Viridiplantae, Streptophyta, Magnoliopsida, Malpighiales, Salicaceae.